CUUAACACAGAGCGAAACCAAUAAAAGUAGUUAUUAGUUAUAAUCCUUUGGGAGCAUCAAUUUUUUAAGUUUAAAUCAAAACACACUCGUGUAAACAUGUGAGUAUGUAUGAUUCAAGCAGACAAAAUUAUGUUUUGAUAUCCAACUUUGUGCAAAGUCAGUAAGUCAACGCUCUCCCUAGCUUUGUUUCCCAUCUUCGUUAUCCAUCCAUCAUACAUGAGUCAUGACCAUAAUAAUUUAAUACUAACAACCUUCAAUCUCCUCGAAGAAAGAGCACAAAAACAAACAAGAAGAAGAAAAUGGGGUUUUCUUCCACAAAUCUAUUACCACUUACAUCAUUUUUAUUAUUUAUCACACUUUCUUGUCCAAGUAAUUUCCGCCCCGCCCAAGCUCAGGCCUUCCCCUGCCGCCGCGCCGGCGCCACCUGCCACGCCCUCAUCGACUACGUCUCCCCCAACGCCACCACCCUCUCCGCCGUCGCCGCCCUCUUCUCCGCCCCCGACCACCGUCCCCUCCUCGGCCCAAACAACCUCCCCCCCACCACUCCGCCUAACUUCCCCGUCGCCGCCCGCCAACCAAUCAUCAUCCCUUUCCCCUGCUCCUGCGCCUCCAACGGCACGGGGACGUCCGCCGGCCGGCCCGUCUACACGGUGGUUCCCGGCGACGGGCUCUACCACAUCGCGGCGGAGGUGUUCGCCGGCCUCGUGACUUUCCGGCAGAUCGCGGCCGCCAACAACAUCAGCGACCCGGACCGGAUCUUGGUGGGCCAGGAUCUGGUGAUACCGCUGCCGUGCGGGUGCGAUGACGUGGAGGGGCGGCGGGUGGUGCACUACGGCCACGUGGCGGCGCAGGGGAGCACGGUGGAGGGGAUCGCCGCCCGCUACAACUCGUCGGCCGACACACUGCUGAGACUCAACGGGUUGAACAGCUCACGGGAUCUCGUCGCCGGGACUGUUGUUGAUGUUCCGCUUACACCUUGUUCUUCGGUGGUGAACAGUAGCUCACCGGACUACCCUUUACUCGUUCCAAACGGCACCUAUCAACUCACAGCAAACAACUGCAUUCUCUGCAGGUGUAAUGCAGCAUUAAGUUCCAUGUUACAAUGCGAACCGAACUCGACUUGUACUGCCCCAAUCCGUUGUGAGGGCUCGGGAGACUUGUUUCUUGGGAACACGACAACCUCAGGUUGCAAUCGCACAGCAUGCGCGUAUGCCGGUUAUAACAACCGAACCAUUUUCACAAGGCUGGCUUCUGAAUCAACUUGCCCCGCCUCAUCUGGAAUGAGCUUGCAAGGUUGUAGGUGGACUGAGCUUCUCGUCGGCGUUCAAAUCAUCGCCUUUUGUUUACUUUUUCUCUAGUGAGAUGAUUUAUAGCUAUUUAUGUAAGAAGCACUGGACUUUAUUGAUGUUGUCAGAAGCACCUUUCCACACCAAUUUUCUGUUGUUUUUAUUUUCUACUAGUCAUUGUGUGUUUGUUCCCACCUUUGUACAAUAAACAGAUAUGUUAAAUCAUGUAUCCUUAUUUUCCUUUCAUUUUUCAUGCCUGCAAAUAGAAACCCACCAACAGGCAAAAUUUUUUUGACUCUGCAAUGCAUCACUACUGACCAGGUGAUACAUUUUUUCUGAUGAAAAUAAAAAAUUAACAAACAUACCCAAAUGGAAUAGAAUUUACUAUUUCACAUAUGGGGUAAAAUGUGAUCUAAAAAAUACUGCUCAGUUUUCCAAAAUCAUGGCAAAGUAGCACAAAAGGAUACAACCAAGCAAUUUCCUGCACAAGUGCACAGAGACUGAUUAUAUGCUGCAACAAAUACAUAACCCCCAUUUCUAUAACUAUGGACACACAUGUUUUAAACAAUAACAUCUCUCAAGUUCAGUAAAGUCAAAAUCAUCUCAAAGUACUUUCCAGAGCAAUAAAAGUCCGCCAUCGGCAACCAGAGGUAAGAAAGAAGAAGAGUUGCUCUCGAACAACAAAAAUGCAGCCGCAGCAAUUGCAAAAGCACAAGCACGUUAAGUCUAUUUCAUUGGGCUUGCACUAUGAUUGCCUCCCAAACCCAUUUUCUGGCCCAACAGCGCAAGCUGCUCGACAAACUCACCCCCCGUGAGAAUCUCGGAAGUACCAUAGAUGACAUGCUUGGGAGGCUGUUGGCGAUGGACAAGCUCUUGUAAGCUCCCAUACUCCACAUAAUUUCCACCACCAACCAUGAACACAAUAGCCUCUUUAAAAGGCCCUCUCAUGUGGCUGCCCGAGCUCGACUUUGGCGCACGGGGAUCGAAAAUGAGGUACAAGUCAAUUUCAGGAUUAGGCUUCCCCUCCAUUAGAGCAUCGACUGUUCUAGUCAAAGCCAGCUGAUGAUCACUGGACAGUAAAUUCUUCACUCCCGCAGUUACAGCACUAAUUGACUGCCCGUAAAGUUUUUCAGCCCAAUCGACAAUAUUGCUCCUGCUUGCAGAAUUAGCCGACGCUAAGGACACGUUCAGUGCUUUUAUCUUCUUCACAUAUUGGAAGGCACUGGUAUCGACCUCAGAUUCCCUCAGUGCAGUUUCCACAACUUCGAUUUCUGAAGGCGGGAUGCUCUCGGUCGAAAUCAGGUACAUGAUGGCAAAUCGUAAUUUGUCCAUCUUUGUCCCUUUGCCCUUAAGCACGCCAAGAAGCUCAUUACGGUCGAUCCCUCCUCUGAUCAUCAUGUCGCUUUCCUUUUUCGCAAAAGAAUCAAGCGAUCUCUCCUUAAUCUCACCCAACAGUGCAGUUGCGAUGUUGGUGUGCUUGUCAAUCACUUGUUUCCGCUCGGUCAAUUCGGGUAGUGAAUUCACCGCAUUCAUAAGAUGCUUCGUGUUGCCAAUCAAAUCAGUCCCGUCAAACUCGGCCUCACCGCCACCUGUUCGCCUAUUCACCUCCUCAACAUCUCUUUUGUACUUGCUCAACUGCGUCUCAAUCUCGACAGCAACUUCUGGAAACUCGAGUGACCCGUUUGCUGUCCAGAAAGGAUCAGAGCUAUCCAAUUCAAAUGAUUUCAUCCCACCUUUUUCUCCUUUCACGUUCAAUCUAUUCAACCGAAGGCCGAGUAUAUCAUGAACGAGCGGUUUGUACCUGAAGUCGUGUUGAAUGGCAACAGAUAGCUCGAAAUUCCGAUCAAAUAGGCACAAUAUUGGCCUCUGAAAAGUGCUGGUGAAGUUCCCCCCGUCGUUGAACAAAUUGUUCUUCGCCAGCAAAUGGUCCCGCAGUCUCUGGUCCAGCAAGGAUGCCACCAUCUCAGCUGGCCCUCCUCGAGGACACCUAAUAAUGGGCACAACUGCAAGGGUUGCAAGAACACAGAACAACCCUGCAACAAUCUUUUCAAUAAUUUCCUCAAUCUCCUUAUCUCCAGCCGAAGGAUCAUUCAACUGAACAUAACAGUUCUUGUUGGCAAGAGAAAAGAAGUUAUCCUCCAGGGUCACAAACUCCAAAUACUGAUCAUGCACCUUUGCAAUCCUCUGAAUUGAAUCAGAAUUAAUUGUCCCUUUAACAAACNNNNCCUCAAUAAGAGCAACA
Messenger RNA from Striga asiatica, 3528 nucleotides. The record is from the annotation of a GenBank genome assembly. Lineage: Eukaryota; Viridiplantae; Streptophyta; Magnoliopsida; Lamiales; Orobanchaceae.